Molecule: messenger RNA, 953 nt
Organism: Tachyglossus aculeatus (Australian echidna)
Lineage: Eukaryota; Metazoa; Chordata; Mammalia; Monotremata; Tachyglossidae
Gene: HAX1
Product: HCLS1 associated protein X-1
Exons: 7
Coding region: 25-834 (269 amino acids)
Biological process (GO): negative regulation of apoptotic process; regulation of actin filament polymerization
Cellular component (GO): sarcoplasmic reticulum; clathrin-coated vesicle; actin cytoskeleton
Source: RefSeq, a predicted model, not a curated record
GGCGGGCCCGGGCAGCUAUUGGGGAUGAGCCUCUUCGACCUGUUCCGCGGCUUCCUCGGCCUCCCGGGGUCCCGGAGCCGCAGGGACCCCUUCUUCGGCGGGAUGACCAGGGACGACGACGAUGAGGACGACGAUGAGGAAGAGGACUGGGGAGGGGGUCCCCCCCGGGCCCCCCGGCCCCCCGAGGAGUUCGCCUUCGGGUUCCGCUUCGGGCCCGGCGGCCAGGGAGGGGGGCUGCGUUUCCACGACGGCUUCGACGAGCUCGUCCGAGAUUUCAACCAGAUCUUCAGCGAGAUGGACACCUGGACCCUGCCCGCUCGGCCCCCUGAGCUCCCGGGCGCCGAGGCGGAGCCGGGACCCCCGGGACCCUCAGGAUCCCCGGGCGGCCGGCGGGAGACGCUCCGGGACUCGAUGCUGAAAUACCCCGACAGCCAGCGGCCCCGGAUCUUCGGCGGGGGCGAGGGGCAACGCGGAUCCCCCGGCCCCCAGCCCUUCCGCGGGUUGUUGGACCCCUGGCCAGGCCCCCCACCCUCGGGAGCCCGAGAAGACAAUGAUCUGGACGGCGAGGUCACCGAGGCAGGCCUCGGCCCCCUCCUCAAUCCCCAGCCCGAGUCUUACUACAAGAGCGUGUCUGUCACCACGGUCCUGGCGCCUGACGGGACGGUGGAAGAGCGGCGCACUGUGGUGGACGGCGCAGGGCGGACGGAGACGACCACGGUGACCCGGCGGGGCGGGGACGGAGACGCCCCCGCUGGAGCCCCCCACACCCCAGCCUUGGGUGACGCCCCCUCGGUCUUGGACCUGCUCCUGAGACGCUGGUUUCGGCCGCGCUAGCCUGACUGGACGCACACACCCUCUCUCUCUGUCUCCGGGACCCCCACAUCCUGCCUUUCCUGGGGGGCAGGAGGGGAGAAGCGCCCGCCCCCCGAAUAAAAUCUCUAUUUAUGCAAACA